Bombus pyrosoma is the source of this 2102-nucleotide messenger RNA. It is a transcript of the gene PICK1, whose product is annotated as PRKCA-binding protein. The record is from RefSeq and is a predicted model, not a curated record. Lineage: Eukaryota; Metazoa; Arthropoda; Insecta; Hymenoptera; Apidae. The coding region runs from base 546 to 1856 and encodes 436 amino acids. Gene Ontology annotation, biological process: intracellular protein transport; receptor clustering; regulation of Arp2/3 complex-mediated actin nucleation. Gene Ontology annotation, cellular component: neuron projection; postsynaptic early endosome; trans-Golgi network membrane. Gene Ontology annotation, molecular function: protein kinase C binding; phospholipid binding; protein domain specific binding. The transcript is spliced from 6 exons.
UAUUUACAAAAGAAAAAUUUCGUAAAAAGUUAUAUAUCUAUAAAAAAGUACCAGUUAUAAAAAUUAAUUUAAUUUGUUUUCAAUUAUUUGAAUCUGUAUGCACAUCUCUACAUAUAUGUACAUGACAACGAUGCAACACACAGUAACAAAGAAUCGAUUAUGUUUAUUCCUUGGAACUGAGAAGUAAAGUUUAUAUGUGUCAUAUUGACUUGUUUCUCUAAUAUAAGUAGUUCAUAAAGACUGCAAGCAUGGAUUAUGAUGAUUUCUUCUUCGAAGAAGAUAAGAUGUUGGUUUCAUACAAUUGAUUAUUUACUUAUUGAUAUGUGUUACAUUUCAAUUUAAAUAUGCUUCCUUUUUCUUGUAAAAUGCAUGUUUAUAUACCACGGUACGGUGGAAUAGUCUAGUGGAUCAAACAGUACUAUCUACAAAUAAUAUAACUUUAACAAAUAUUGUCGAUGAAUCUAAAGAAAAUUUUGUUCCAUUAACCACCGUGCCAUCAGCUAAUGUACAAUUGCAUCAAUUUACUACAAUGGAAGAUCGCAUAGAUGUUACAAACUGUAUAUUUUCUGUUUCUUUUAAUCAUUAUGGAACGUAGACCAGAUGUAGAACUGGUCAGUCAAGAUCAGUCUCUUCAUCAUCUACCCAAUAAUACGGGCAUGACCAUAACUUCUGGCAAUAUUGUAAUACAAAAAGAUAGCAGUAAUCUUAUUGGCAUAAGUAUUGGAGGCGGAGCACCAUUAUGCCCCUGCUUGUAUAUUGUACAAAUUUUUGACUAUUCACCUGCAGCUGUAGAUGGUACUUUACAAUCAGGAGAUGAACUUGUAGCAGUAAAUGGAGUAUCAGUUAAAGGAAAGACAAAAGUAGAAGUUGCAAAAAUGAUACAAUCUUGUGAUUCUCAAGUCAGUAUUAAUUAUAAUAAAUUACAUGCCGAUCCUAAACAAGGUCGUACUCUUGAUAUAGCUUUGAAAAAGGUAAAACAUAGAUUAAUUGAAGGAAUGGGAAGUGCAACAGCAGAUGCACUUGGAUUAUCACGUGCCAUUCUUUGUAACGAUGCACUUGUACAACGAUUAAUGGCAUUGCAGCGCACAGAAAAUUUGUAUAGAGGUUUAGUUUCCCAUGCUAAUGCUACUUUACAUAGCUUUUUUGAUUUAAUACAAAUAUACAAAGUAUUUGGUGAUGCCUUUGCUGCAAUAGGAGUAAGAGAACCACAACCACGAGCUAGUGAAGCUUUCAGACAAUUUGGUGAACAACAUAGACAAAUGGAAAAAUAUGGAAUAACAAUUUUAAAAAAUUUGAAACCUAUAUUAAAUGAUUUAGGCACAUAUCUUCACAAAGCUAUUCCAGAUACUCGAUUAACCAUAAGCAAAUAUGCAGAUGCAAAAUUUGAAUAUCUUUCUUAUUGCUUAAAAAUAAAAGAAAUGGAUGAUGAGGAACAAAGUUACGAAGAACCUUUUUAUCGAGUGGAAACAGGCAAUUAUGAAUAUCGUCUAAUCUUAAGAUGUCGACAAGAAGCUCGUGCAAAAUUUGGUAAACUUAGAUCAGAUGUACUUGUAAAACUCGAAUUAUUAGACAAUAAACAUGUUCAAGAUGUCGUAUGGCAAUUGCAAAAAUUUGCAGCUGGUUUAGCAAAAUAUUAUACUAAUACACGAGAUUUAUUAUCCUCUGCAAUGUUAUUUCCUGUUGAAGUUGAUUUAUCACAUUCUGCAUUCCAAUAUAAAUCUACUGGUCCUCAAGUAAUAACUGAUGGAGAGGAUGUAGAUGAAUUUGAACCUGAAGAAAAAGCAAAUAUAAAUGAAGAUUUACUUAUAGAUACACAAAACUUUCCACUAAUAACAUCAGAAUCUAACAAUAUGUAGCAAUGUGCUGCUUGUUUGCAAAGAGUUUUAGGAACUAUUACGAUCUUUUAUUAAUAUUUAAAUAUGAAUGAUAUAUAUACAGUGAGCCUUUUCUACUGUAACAUACUUUUACUAUUUUUAAUGGAAUUCUGUCCUAGUUUCAUUCCUUUUCAUAAUACAAGAAACGAAACCAAAGAUUAUUAUUUAAAAAGAACCAUAUAACUCUAACAAAUCUGUAUAAAAGAAAUAUAUAUAUAUUAUAUUAUA